CCUCUUCUCCCCCCGUUUUGCAAGAAACUGACACACCAAAACAGUAAAAGAUACCAAACCCUCUCCCUCCCUUUACUGUCAAGAAUAAACCGUUCCUCUCCUCUCUCUCUCACAUUUAAACACCCACAAUCCGUUUCCAUUGGCGUUCAAGAACCCGGAAAUUCGUUUCUGCAGAGACCCAGAAUGGAGAAAACGGCGUCCCAGAAGAAGAAAGACAUGAUUCGAAUAGAGCGGGAGUCCGUGAUUCCGGUUCUCAAGCCCAAGCUCAUCAUGUCCUUGGCCAACCUCAUUGAACAUAGUUCCGACCGGGCGGAGUUUUUAAAGCUCAGCAAGAGAAUUGAGUACACGAUUCGGGCUUGGUAUCUUCUACAAUUCGAGGAUUUGAUGCAACUGUAUUCGCUCUUUGACCCCGUACAUGGGAAUCAAAAAUUGGAGCAACAGAAUCUUUCUCCUAAAGAGAUUGAUGUACUGGAACAGAAUUUCCUCACGUACUUACUUCAGGUGAUGGAAAAGAGUAAUUUCAAGAUUGCAACUGAUGAAGAAAUUGAGAUUGCACAUUCAGGGCAGUAUCUUCUAAAUCUUCCCAUCGUGGUUGAUGAAUCUAAGAUUGACAAGAAGCUUCUGAAGAACUUCUUUGCAGAGAAUCCUCAGCCAAACCUUCCAGAUUUUGCUGAUAAGUACAUUAUCUUCCGGCGUGGUGUUGGACUUGAUCAGACAACUGAUUACUUUUUCAUGGAGAAAGUGGACAUGAUCAUUGCACGUUUUUGGGCAUAUCUUUUACGAAUAACUAGGGCUGAAAAACUUUUAUCCAGAAGGUCAAGUAGUCGGCACACAAAAGAUCCAAAGAAGGAUGAUGAAAUUACCUCAGAAGCAGAUGGGGAGGAGGCGGAGGACUUAUACGUUGAACGAAUUCGUCUUGAAAAUAUGGAACUAAGCGUUAAAAGCUUGCUGAGCAAGACCACAAUCAAAGAGCCAACCUUUGAUAGGAUAAUUGUUGUUUACAGGCGAGCAAGUACCAAAGCAAAAGAAGAACGAGGAAUAUUUGUGAAACAUUUCAAAAAUAUUCCCAUGGCUGAUAUGGAGAUAGUUCUUCCCGAGAAGAAGAACCCAGGAUUAACUCCAAUGGACUGGGUCAAGUUCCUUGGCUCUGCUGUAGUUGGGCUGGUUGCUGUUAUUAGUUCGCUUGAAAUGCCUAAUGCUGACUUUUUGGUCAUCAUUGCGGUUCUUUCCACUGUCAUUGGUUACUGUGCUAAGAUAUACUUCAGUUUUCAGCAGAACUUGGCUGCAUAUCAGAACCUAAUAACACAGUCCAUGUAUGACAAGCAACUGGAUAGUGGAAGGGGUACUCUUCUUCACUUGUGUGAUGAUGUGAUUCAACAGGAGGUCAAGGAGGUGAUACUUUCUUUCUAUAUAUUAAUGGAACAGGGAAAAGCUACAAGAGAAGAUCUGGAUAGGUGGUGUGAGGAACUCAUUAAAGAAGAGUUUGGUGCCAGUUGUAAUUUUGAUGUGGAUGAUGCAGUUGGGAAGUUGGAGAAAUUGGGAAUUGUCUCUCGGGAUUCCGUUGGACGGUAUUUCUGCGUUGGGCUGAAACGUGCAAAUGAAAUAAUUGGGACCACCACUGAGGAGGUUGUUAUGAGGGCAAAACAAGGCAGUAGUUCUUGAUGCUGUCUUGGGAAGUUGGACGGCUUCUUUCUUAUCUUUACUAGAGGGUGUUUAUUUCUUGGGGCAGGUGCUAGACCAUCAUCAAUCCUCUUUGAUGGAAGAUUAUCCUCAAAUAUUUCGCUGCUUGUUAAUAUCUCUGAAUCUUUGAGUGAGGCUUUUCUUCCCUAUUUUAUGUACUUAGAUGUGUGCAUGUGGCCGAGCUAGCUAGGUUCCACGAUCCAGUUGAAGACUUAAAGUUAUCGUCUACUGUUGAUUGUAAGUGGUGGUACUUUUCAUUUCCCGAUAGGUACUGAAGUAUUGAAAAUUCAUAGUGAUCGUAUAUUGUAAUGAAAUAUGUGGCUUGAAUGUGGGUGGUCAAGUUGGUAUCCUGAGAGCAACAGCAACAAGUUGAUAUUAUUAACUUUGUGGAGUACCUUGAAUUA
Rosa rugosa (rugosa rose) is the source of this 2084-nucleotide messenger RNA. RefSeq lists its product as uncharacterized. The record is from RefSeq and is a predicted model, not a curated record. The transcript is spliced from 15 exons. Bases 184 to 1662 code for a protein of 492 amino acids. NCBI's taxonomy places the organism in Eukaryota, Viridiplantae, Streptophyta, Magnoliopsida, Rosales, Rosaceae.